UUUCUUGGCACUCCGCUGCGACAUCCAUCUUGGUCCUUUUGUCAUAUAUGCCAACAUUUUGGGUCAUCAUCAUCGCCAACUGGGUGCGCGCGCGCUCACGACAGGUCACCAUUCGGGGUUCGUACCAGGGUUCGGACCGCCAGCCAGCCAUGAGGAACGGUGAACCCCCCGAGAUGUCGACCACCACGAGCUCCUACGAGACGGCACUUACCACAACAUCCAGAAACCGCGACAAAGAGUCCGCCAAAGAGCAAGCCAGAGUGGACAGUGCCCGCGGAUCUUUGCCUUCGGCAGCGUUGGCUCCGGUUUCCGAGACCAUGCCCGAAUGGCUCGAGUCGCCGGACCCGGGUUCUGACCAGGCCGAGGAGUCAACCGGCGGUGCGACCACCGAGUGCUCGCCUGCCGUCAAGGUGCCGAGCGACCAGUGGUUACCGCGUCGCCUUUCGCAGCUGGGAAUACCGUACGUACCGCGAACGGGCGAGAAAACGUCCACUGAACCUACUCGGGAACCUUCUAAGCAGACGUCUGGGGAACAUUUCGUGAAGCUUUCCGGAGGACCUACGAAGGAACCUUCUAAGAAACAUUCGAGGGAACCAUCCGAGGGACCUUCCAACGAACCGUCUAAGGUGACUGCCAAGGAGACUUUGAAGCAACCAUGUGAGGAUCCAACCCGGAAGUUUUCGAAGCAGCGUUCCAAAGAAUGUUCCAAAAGUUCACCUCAAGGACAUUCUGAGACGCCCGCUCGGAAGCUUUCUAAAACAACUUCCAAGGAACAGUCCGACGGACCAUACAAGGAAAUUUCAAAGGAACCUUCCGGGCAAACGUCCUGCGGAGCUUCGAGAAAAAGUUUGGUGGAGCCUUUUAAGAAGUCUUUCGAAGCAGCUUUCAAGAAAUCUUCCCAGCGAGGUUCGAAGGAACAUUGCAAGGAGCCAUUCGUGGAACUGUUCGAGAGACCAUCCACGGAACCUUCAAAGGCAGCCUCUAGGGACCCCCCUGCAAAAUCUGUAGAAUCAUUCGCACGAGCUACCGCGGAACCCGCCGCGGAACGAACAGGCAAGGGUGCUAAACUUGCAGUUCUUGCUAUCAUAGUCGUCGUCGUUCCACACUGUUCCACACCGUAG
Molecule: messenger RNA, 1121 nt
Organism: Dermacentor andersoni
Lineage: Eukaryota; Metazoa; Arthropoda; Arachnida; Ixodida; Ixodidae
Source: RefSeq, a predicted model, not a curated record